This is a messenger RNA of Sipha flava (yellow sugarcane aphid), 1914 nucleotides long. RefSeq lists its product as uncharacterized. Gene Ontology annotation, molecular function: protein binding. Lineage: Eukaryota; Metazoa; Arthropoda; Insecta; Hemiptera; Aphididae. The record is from RefSeq and is a predicted model, not a curated record. Bases 1186 to 1620 code for a protein of 144 amino acids. The transcript has 2 exons.
AAUUUAAAAGUCAUCUGCCUCAGUAUAUCACUAAAAAAUUCAACUGUAUCCGAUUGACUUAAAAAGAUAAUAAAUUAUUUUUAUACUGAUUGACACUAAAAUUAUGAUACGCAGGAACGUGAAGAUUUGGGAAUAAUUUUAUUAGGGGGAAAAAAAUAAUGAACAUAAAAAUCUCAGCGACCCAUAAAAUCACAUUAAUCAAACGAAUGAAAGCCGCACACUGUCAACUUAAAAGACGUUUGAUUAUGAAUAUACACCAUCCCUGCCCGUUUCAGGACAUAUUUCGUUCGAUUUUGAUUUUAUUUCAAACGUCAUUCAUACACCGACGUGGGAUAAAUAAAUCAUAAAAUCAUUUACACACUGGGCCGAAUAAAAAGGGCGUACAUUUAAAAUGCAAGACAUUUGCGAUUGUUGACUUGAAAUCAUUGAAAUCUUUUCGUCGUAAUAUAAUACACCCGUGUAUGACCGAAAUCAUGACAUUACAUCGAUCAUCGUUCAAAACCAAUUCAUCUGUUUGAUAUUCAUAUUGAAAGUAAACGAACGCGGCUGUGAAAUUCUUAUCGUGGUCGUGAUAUAACGAUAAUUUGAUCACCGCUAUUGGUUUCUAUUGGUUUUCAGUGUGUCGAAUUGACGCGCACGCGAAUUAUUAACUUUGUGUAUGUCGCGCACAGUGGUGCGAAAACCGGGGUGGAUGGGGCGACGUUUAACAUCGGGGGGCCUUACCAUAGACGUGAACUCGGAGGAUAUUUUCAACGCGAAAGAAUCGAGUAACGCGUUUAAUGAUAAGUAAGUACUCGUAGUUGGUAGUCUUUAUCGGGAAAAAAAUAAUUUACCAUUACUUAAAUAGUUACAGGGCCUCGGACUUACUAUCGGAGCCCCAAAAUCCUAGUUGCGUCACUGAUCACACGCGUCUGAGCGAAGACGCGUGGCAGUCAGGUCCUCAUUCGAUUGCGAAUACCGCACAUGGUUCUGAAUGUUUUAUAAACAUUUGCGUCGUUUCGCGUAUUAUAUUUCGUGUACAGCGAUCGUACGCGUCCAAGUAUAAUAUCAAGCGAAACAGAACGCUAAGUCAGCAGUGCGGUAGUCGCACUGUUCGAGAGCACACAUUUGUCAACGCUUACUUUCUCAUCGCAGCCACCGACCGGUAAAUCGUUGAUCCGACGAACGUUAACCGCAGGACAAAACAUGCGGUCCAAGGAUCAUCGAAACGUGCACCAAGUGUUGAUCCGGCGCCGGUUGUGCAAUCCACACAAAUGCGUUUCGGCGGUUAGUGUCGGAGAACGGUGUGUCGGCGAAAGGUUUUCCGCGAACAACUGCUGCACCGGAUCUAGAACAGCGCUCCGUGUGCGCAUGCAAAUCAAUCGCGUAAGAAAAACCACCGCGCAACGCGCACCAGACGUACGCAAUUGCGUCAUCGACUCCGAUUCUUACCCGAGUCCGGACGAACGAGGGACGAACGAGGGACGAUCGAGACCGGUUGGGGAUGAGCUACGUGGAAACGGAAUGAUCUGUGUUUUCAAGGCAUUAUUGUUAACAUUAUUAUUAUUCGUCUUCGCUUCCGCAACGCUGCAGCCUUUAUUCCGGGGACAGAUGUCAUCGUCUGAAUAUAAACGCCCUUAACGAGACGCUGACGGUUGACGGGAUGGCAGCGGUGGACCCCCGAAGCGUUUAUUUUCUAUUCCAUAUAUCAAAUACUCGGUUCAUCUGUCGCCGGCGCGUUUUUUCGACCGUCCGCGCGCACCGCACUUUGCUUCUACAAAUUUAUUUUACUCCCAUCACACACUUCAUCAAGGCUCGACCCACACGGGGUCCGGUGUAAAACUUUACAUUCCAGAUCUGAACUGCUGCAGUGACAAUUAACGGUCUUUAAUGUAAGACGCCCAGUGCCCCGAUGACUUCAAGAUUUAAAUUACC